UGCGAUGACAAGAUAAAGAAGCUCGGACUGGGAGACAACUCGCAGUAAGACCCGGCGGACACGCAGAUGGUAGCCUCCGUGCCAGACCCUCCGCUCUCGCUGGGCUUCGCUCGUUCGCUCGCUCGCUCGCUCUUCUGUUUUCUCCUUGCCUGCUCCUCUCGUUCGCUCAGCGAGUCGCUCCCUUUGCCUCUCAUCUCCGUGCUGUAAGUGGAGCGCUGACUGGCGCGUCCAGUCUGUUUGAACAACGAUAUGGAUGCGGAAGGAUUUUUCAGACUGGUUAUAAUCUAUUUGUCCUAGGAAAAGUGAACCCAGAUGUGCAGACCAGUGGGAUUAAGAGAGAGCGCGGCGCAAAAUGAAGACACCCAUGAGGCAUGGAGUAGCAUUGUUUUUAGUGAUUACCAUGUGCACAAGCUUGCUGGUCGUAUACAACAGCAGAGGAAACGGCAGCAGCAACAACAGCAGCAGCUCACAAAGAGACCAGCCUGUUGUUCAACACAAGGAGGAAAAACAACCGGUGCAAAUUGCCACUACAGCGAUGAAAACCUCGGCACCUCCCCUGCAAGGAUAUCUCAGCAUCAUAGAUCACAAGCCCCUGAAAAUGCAUUGUUCCAGCUGUGCCCUUGUGACAAGCUCGGGGCAUCUUAUUAGCAGCAAGCGUGGGAAAGAGAUAGAUCAGACCGAGUGUGUCAUCCGGAUGAACGAUGCCCCCACCAAGAGCUACUGGAAGGACGUGGGACAGAAGACGAGCCUUCGCGUCAUCGCUCAUUCCAGUAUGAAGCGAAUUUUGCGGAACCGCAGCGAGCUCCUAAACGUGAGCCAGGACACCGUUUUCAUUUUCUGGGGUCCAAACAAUUACAUGAGGAGGGAUGGGAAAGGGCUGGUGUAUAACAACCUGCGAGUGAUGAACCAGGUGCUGCCAAAGCUGAAGGUCUACAUUAUUUCACGACAGAAGAUGCAGCAGUUUGAUGAACUUUUCAAAAGGGAAACCGGAAAAGACAGACGAAUAUCAAACUCCUGGCUGAGCACCGGCUGGUUCACAAUGACGAUAGCCCUGGAGCUCUGUGACAGAAUAAACGUCUAUGGCAUGGUGCCACCAGACUUCUGCAGGGAACCUUACCAUGUGUCAGUCCCUUACCAUUACUACGAGCCCUCAGGACCUGACGAAUGCACAAUGUACAUUUCCCAUGAACGAGGCCGCAAGGGAAGCCACCACCGUUUUAUCACAGAGAAGCGAGUUUUUGCCAAAUGGGCACGAACCUAUAACAUUUUGUUUUACCAGCCAGACUGGAGUCCAACAGCAGCUUCGGUAAACAGGACCACAAUGCUUCCUGCUUCUUAAAGGCCAUGCUGCUUCAUCCUGGCAGCUGAGCAACUUUGUUUUUAAGGUUAUUGGGUCAUUUAUCAUUCUUCUACUGUUACAGCCACUCUGGAUUAUGUGAAUGAAAGCACUAACAGCUCGUCAUUUGGCACAUUCAUCUCCCAAACUGCCGCUACUGAGAUGUUGCUUUACAAAAAAAAAAAAAAAACAUCCAGCAGGCAGUGUUACUAAAUUUUCUGGGCUCACAGCACUGGAGCACUUGCUGCCACAUCCAUUUGGAGAGCGGGAGCAGCUUGCUUUAGAUCAUUUAAUCUCUCGGUUGUCAGCCUGAGGAUUGCGUACACGGUAAUGUUUUUUCACCCAAGGAACGAAAGAAAAGUAAUUAGUUUAUGGGUGAUUAAUGAUGCUCCGGUCUGUAUUUCUGGAUGCUGUCAGAGCAAAUAAGAGUCAUGUGGUGAAUUUCAUGUGUGACGUUACUGGUGGCACUUGUGACUGGACUUGCUGGACCUAACAGCUUGAAUCUUUUCCUUCCUGUCCCCUUCUCUCUUUACAGUUCAAAUUAAUUCUUCAUUGGAAUGAUGUGUAUUUGUGUUACCAAAGUGUUAAUAAAACAUCUAAAUACUUCUAAA
Molecule: messenger RNA, 1947 nt
Organism: Polypterus senegalus (gray bichir)
Lineage: Eukaryota; Metazoa; Chordata; Cladistia; Polypteriformes; Polypteridae
Gene: st6galnac5a
Product: ST6 (alpha-N-acetyl-neuraminyl-2,3-beta-galactosyl-1,3)-N-acetylgalactosaminide alpha-2,6-sialyltransferase 5a
Exons: 5
Coding region: 353-1339 (328 amino acids)
Biological process (GO): oligosaccharide metabolic process; ganglioside biosynthetic process
Molecular function (GO): alpha-N-acetylgalactosaminide alpha-2,6-sialyltransferase activity
Source: RefSeq, a predicted model, not a curated record